Molecule: messenger RNA, 4062 nt
Organism: Cherax quadricarinatus
Lineage: Eukaryota; Metazoa; Arthropoda; Malacostraca; Decapoda; Parastacidae
Gene: Ankle2
Product: ankyrin repeat and LEM domain-containing protein 2
Biological process (GO): negative regulation of phosphorylation
Cellular component (GO): endoplasmic reticulum
Molecular function (GO): protein phosphatase 2A binding
Source: RefSeq, a predicted model, not a curated record
AAGAAGCGAGAAGCCCCAGCUAGGCUGCCAGGCUAUUUAACGGAGGUUUUUUACAUGAGUGGGUCGGGCACAUUGGUUUUUGGAGCAAGAUCAGCGUUUAGUGAUGUGUUCAGUGGUGAAUAAUCAGGGUGAAUAAUGGCAGAGGAAAAGGUAAAAUUUGAUGAGAUAUCGCAGCUUUCAGAUGAGAAGUUAAAGGAAGCGCUAGAAAACCUAGGUGAAACUGUAGGACCCAUAACGCCAACUACCAGAGGAAUAAUUGAGCGUAUGCUGAAGAGAAAGCGUGAGGAAAACUCUGGUGAGAAGCCAGAAAACGAUAUUGAUGAUAUUAUUUUGAAAGGCAAGAGUCACAGAGUUUUUCCAGAGGAUAGCACUGGCUCACUGACAUGUACUGCUCAACGCAUAGCUGAAGCAGAUGUGUAUUAUGGUGUCUACCUACCAAACACUGUAGAUGUUGAUACCGUUGAUUCAGAUUUUCAGAAAGUAUACAUAGACCAAACAGCAUGUUUGGCUGUGAUGAAAAAGUACCGUGGUUCACGGUUCAAAUCAUUCAGGACAUACGAUGCAGCCAUGCAUUUUGCAGAAAAUGGCCCAGAUGUAAUUGUCCCUCAUGGUGCUACUUCAGGGGAAGAUGGGGGAAUAUACACAGGUGUAAGUGCAGAGAAGCCCAGUCCUUUCCGUGGACCAAAAUCGCAAGACCUAGUAAAGUUCCGAAAAGCAAUAGAAAAGGGUGAUAUGGUAUACUUUAGUCAGUGCAUUGAUGAGAACCCAAGGUACUUGGUUAGUAGUGGGGACACUCCGGCAAUUCUUCAAGAAGGCUUUCGCUAUAAUGCUCUCCAUGUUGCCUGCCGCACUAACAAGCCAAAGUUUGUUGAAAAGGUGCUGGCUACAGUUGCACAAGCUGAAUUUUUCCAAAAAUUAUAUCCCGAUGAUGCUCUGGAAAGUUCUGAAAGGCGCAGCACCUACCUGUUGGAUCUGUAUCUCAACACUCCUGAUAAAGGGCUUAAUGAAACACCUUUACACUUUGCUAGCAAGCAUGGCUGUGUGGAGUGUGUCAGGAUAUUGACCACUUACUCAGCAUGUGACAAGUCUAGGAAUAAUAAAUAUAGUCAAAAACCAAGUGAUGUCAUAUGUUCAAGAAUGAAAGAUAACAAAUCUAAAGUUUCUGAAGAAAUCGGUAUCCUGCUUGGGGAGCAGUAUUAUGUGCCACUCCUUCGUGAUGAUGAUCACUGUCUUUUACCGCAAGUGGGAAAUCCAUGGUCACUUAAGCUAGAGAGUCCAACCAGCCCUAUUACUCAAGAUCAACUGCUUACUCCUUUCCAUACUUCUGGAACCCCAGCUAGCCUUAUAAGUCCAUCAUUAAAGGUACGGGGAUAUGCAGGUCCAAUGAGCCCCACACAAGCAGAAGUCUUUCAUCGGUUAUGGCGAAACAUUUCUACAUCAUCACCUACACAUCAGUCGAAGAAUCGCAUAGCAUCUCUUCGGCUAACAGACCAAGAAAAGGGAUUGGAAAAACUGGGCAGAAAACUGGCUGCUGAAAAAGGGGUUGGCUGGACUGAGUAUUGGGAUUUCCUGGGUGAAUUUACAAACCUGUCCACAGAUGAAGGACUUCUCAAGCUGGAUGCUUACCUCAAAAAUAAGUUCAAGCAGCUGUUAUUGGAACGAGGAGAAUUAGAUGCCAGCUAUGUGGCUAGAAGACUGAUUGAGGAGCAGAAUGCCAGUGAAAAUAUACAUAAGAAUUUUCUUCAGGAAAUACAAGGUGACUGUGUUGAUGGAGAACUGAACAUGACAAAUGCCAGUCAGUCAAGUAGAAGCACGUUAAGUGAGCUGUGUCAAGAGCUAGAAGCAUUGCGUCUCAAUGUUUCACUUUCACCUCAGUGUGAUACACCUAGUCAAGAUAUCAUUAGUGCCAGCAGUAAAUUCCUGGCAUCCUCUAGACCUAAAGAAAAUAAACCUGGAACUAACCCAAAGGAGGUGAUGAAGGCUGUGGUAGAGCAGGAGGCUGCAGCACAACAGAUGUCAUAUAUAAUAAAAUCUGUUGAUGUUGCUACACACCGGCUGGCUGAAAUCAUGGCAGACUUAGCAAAGGAUCUUCAAUCAAACUCUGUUGCUAACUUAUCUAUGACCAGAACAGUUCGAACCAAGUUGAAGCCAGAAAUUUUGUGCUUAAAGAAUGUUGUUAGUAAGUGUUGUACAAACGAAGAGAAAAAGAACAUUGACUUUGGGUUCAUUCACAUUCUCUUAGCAACUAAGGUUACUGAAAGUGUCCAGCAGAAUCUGAUGCCUUCUGAUAUAUGUGUGUUAGCAGAAACCAUGAAAAUUUUUGUGUCUCGUUUAAAUUUUCUACAGCUAAAUUCAUCUGACGAAGAAGACACAACAAAACCAGUUAUCAUUAAUGAAGAGAAACACAGUAAUGCAGAACAUUGCACAUGUGUACUGCAGUGUCUUGACAAAGCAUUAAACAUGGUGUAUAAUAAUUGUGCUACAGAUGUAAACAUUACUAAUAAGGAAAAUAUGAAGCUAAGUCUGAUGCGUCUUGGUGAGUGUACUUGUUCUUGGAAUGCUCCAGCAAAUGUUGCUCGCUCAGAUGAUUUUAGAUCGACACCAAUCAGUAACACAAAAUACACAAAAGCCUUCAAAUUUCUUCAUCAAACUAUUUUUAAUGAAAGUAAAAAUGACGUGAAGAAAAUCAGCCAGUAUGAAGACUGUGUUAAGAAAUUAGUGUUUUCUGAGGAUGAAGAGGAGGAAGUAUUAACAGCAACUUUAAACGUGAAAGAUGGUGUAAACGUAUUCCAGAAUGUUAUUAAAAAUGUAAAGAAGGAAGAUAAUGAAGUAGAAGGUGAAACAUUUUCAACAGAUGUUGAGGAAAUUUUGGAAAAAGAUGGUGAUAGUGACAGCUAUGCCACAGCAGCCUCUUCUGUUGAAGAUGUAAUGGCCACCCCAGAUGAAGGUGUUGAAGUCUACAUUAAUGGUCUGGAAGCCAGUAAAGUGGAUGCAGAUGUGCUAGCAGCCAUUGGAGAGGGAGAAGUGGACGAAAUGAAGUAUCCUUACGUAUCCCAGUGGUAUCACCUGAUAUCUUCUUACUCAAAAGUGCAGAGAGAUAGUUGGCCAUCUCCGUAUUGCUCUCGCAUUCAUCACUCAUCAGCUGCUAACACUGCUCCAUCCAAGCUGUUGCAUCAUAAUACACCACUGAGGCACUGCAACUCCUGGAUUCCUUCUUCAACUUCUCGGGUGCUUUUUAGCAAAGGAUUUGAUCAGUUAGGUGCAUCACCAUUUUGAUCAGCAAGAGCAGUUUUCUUCUUUAUAUUAUAUUAUUAUGUGGAUGCAGCUAUUUGUAAAAGAAAAAUCACAUAAUCAGGUUUAUAAUUUUUUAUAUAACUUUGAAUUAAGUCAACUGAAGGAAGUGCUUCUUCAUGCCCAUAGCCAUACUUUGAAAUUUUGGAUGAAAAUUUGCUUCUUAGUUCACUGUAAGUUUUAACAUUGCUUGCUUCUUUGUUUUAGAGGCUUGGUUCUGAUGAGAACUGACAAUUUUGAAGUGUAUCUUUCUCCGUGUAUCACAAAAGGUAUUGUAGGCACUUACUCGAUUGUCAGUGCAUGUAUUUUAGUUUCAUGUUUUUAUUGUAAAGAAUGUCAGUGUGUUGUACUGAUUUUUUAACCAGAAAGUAAAUUAACAGAACACUAAAUAGAUAAAUAAAUUUGAGUUUCAAGGUUCUUGGAUAAAUUUGUAGAUGGAGUGAUGACUUUAUGAACAAAGAACUUGCUUGGGUGAAGCAUAUAUUCUUGCUAGCCAGGAAGUAAGAUGUCUUUGAGUAGUUAAUUUUCAUGGUUUGUGAAUAAGUCAAGUAAAAUGUCUGGUUUUAUUUGCAUGCUGUGCAGUGAACACCCAAGGAGUGAAAUAAGUAAUUGCAUCAAAAAAACAUUAUUGUAUAUGAAUAUUAUUGAGCAAAGGCUAUAUAAAUAUAGCCCUGUGUUCAUGACUGUGGAUCUGGUCUAUACCAAUCUUGGGACCAGUUAAUUAUCAUGGUUUGCAAAUAUAAUCUACUGAAUUAGUCAGGUAGAUUGUCU